Messenger RNA from Lachancea nothofagi CBS 11611, 1719 nucleotides. Lineage: Eukaryota; Fungi; Ascomycota; Saccharomycetes; Saccharomycetales; Saccharomycetaceae. The record is from the annotation of a GenBank genome assembly.
AUGUACUCCAGAAACGCUGAAGGCCGUCAUCGUGAUAUUGAAAGCUUAACUGACAACAUAGGACAAUUGAGUUUCGAUGCUGCUGUGGAUUCUCCCAGAUUCAACUUCGAGCCCAGUACACCUUCAAAGUAUAGAAGCGAUUUCGGCACACCAUCUCCUACAAAAUCUGUUAAUGGGGCAAAUAUAUCUCGAGCAUCGAUGAUGGAUGUAGAUGAGGGAACCCCUAGUGCCGAAGUUGAUUACACUCAAUCACCCAAGAAAUUGCCACUAGAUUUUCAUCGUAAGGCGUCGUCCAGUAAUACCAAAAGGCUGGUAAAUGUGUGCCAAAUGUAUUUUCUCGACUAUUACUGCGACAUGUUUGACUAUGUUAUAAGCAGAAGAGAGCGUACUCGGCAAGUUAUGAAGUACUUAGAACAGCAACGAGUUCGGGGAAUUGCUGGAAACGAACUUACCAAGGAGUGGCAAUCUUAUAUGAGCAAGGAGACAGGGAUCCUGAGAAAUCGUAGAUUAAAGCCCAAGAAUAAAGAUUUCGAAAUGAUUACACAAGUAGGACAGGGGGGCUAUGGCCAAGUUUACUUGGCCAGGAAACGCGAUACCCGUGAAAUAUGUGCAUUAAAGAUUCUGAACAAGAAACUAUUGAUCAAACUCAAUGAGACAAACCACGUUUUGACUGAAAGAGACAUUUUGACCACGACGAGAUCUGAAUGGCUUGUAAAGCUUUUGUACGCAUUCCAAGAUCCCUCUAGUCUGUAUUUGGCCAUGGAAUUUGUUCCUGGGGGAGAUUAUCGGACAUUACUCAUUAACACGAGAUUCUUACAAGCACCUCAUGCCCGGUUCUACAUUAGCGAAAUGUUUUGCGCUGUAGACGCUUUACACCAGCUUGGCUAUACUCACAGAGACUUGAAGCCUGAAAACUUUUUAAUCGAUUCCCGGGGCCAUAUCAAAUUGACGGAUUUUGGUUUAGCUGCCGGAACCGUGUCUAUGGAAAGAAUUGAGAGUAUGAAAAUAAGGUUAGAAGAGGUCAAGACGUUAGAUUUCCCCAAGUUUGAGGAGAAGUCCAUGAAUGAUCGAAGGCAAAUGUACAAGAAGCUUAGGGACGAGGACGUUAACUACGCCUCAUCUACUGUUGGAUCGCCGGAUUACAUGGCUUUGGAAGUAUUAGAAGCAAAAAACUAUGACUUUACGGUAGAUUACUGGUCCCUUGGCUGCAUACUUUUUGAAAGUUUGGUAGGAUACACACCAUUCAGCGGUUCAUCUAGUAAUCAAACAUAUGAGAACUUAAGAUGUUGGAAACAGGUUUUAAAACGACCAAGGUGUGACAAUGGACGGUAUGCGUUUUCGGAUAGGACGUGGGAUCUCAUCACGAGGUUAAUUGCAGACCCAAUCAGUAGGCUGCGGUCUUUUGAACACGUAAAAAAAAUGAAGUACUUUGCCGAGAUCAGCUUUGAUAAUCUCAGGAAUAUUAGUCCUCCUUUCAUUCCUCAACUGGACAAUGAGAUCGAUGCCGGUUACUUCGAUGACUUCAGCAGCGAGGCUGAUAUGGCCAAAUAUGCAGAUGUUUUCAAGCGCCAAGACAAACUCACGGCUAUGAUGGACGAUUCUGCCGUCGUAUCAAAACUCGUGGGGUUCACGUAUAGGCAUAAAAAGGGGAAGAAUGGCUCGAGUGGCGUUAUCUACGGUGGCUCUGAGCAUGCAGAUCCGUUUGCAACGUUCUACUAG